UUCCUUCUGUUUUUCUCCGCCAUUGGAACCCUCUCUCCCUAGGCUUCAGCCAACACUCUCUUCUCAUCGAAACCCGUGACAAUUCAACAAUGGCAGGUAGAGGCAAAACCCUAGGAUCUGGCUCCGCCAAGAAGGCCACCUCACGGAGCAGCAAAGCCGGUCUUCAAUUCCCCGUCGGUCGUAUCGCUCGCUUCCUCAAAGCCGGCAAGUACGCUGAGCGCGUCGGCGCCGGAGCUCCCGUCUACCUCGCCGCCGUCCUUGAAUAUCUCGCCGCUGAGGUUCUUGAAUUGGCUGGGAACGCUGCGAGAGACAACAAGAAGACUCGAAUUGUGCCUCGCCAUAUCCAAUUGGCUGUUAGAAACGAUGAAGAGUUGAGCAAGCUUCUUGGCGACGUGACCAUUGCUAAUGGUGGUGUGAUGCCUAAUAUCCACAAUCUCUUGCUCCCCAAGAAGACCGGGGCCUCUUCAAAGGGUGCUGGUGCUGACGAUGAGUCUUAAAUGUUGCAUUUUGUUUUUCUUUAACCACUAUAAAAUUUAGUUUUUUUUCUUCUUUCUGUUUAUUAGUUUGAAACAGGAUUUGAUCCUUGUGUCUUGUAGCUCUAGUUAGAUCUUGUUAGUAAUGUGCAUAUAAGGGUAUUCCACAUCUUCCUUAUAAGAAGAGAUUGUUGAAAUUUGAUUUUUUUACCCAUUUAAAUCUCGAUGUAGCCUUUGAUACUUAGUUGGUAUGGAUGCAAUGGUACUGAUUCCUAUACGUUGAUUCGUGAAACCUUUAUCUCAUAUGGGGGUGGAUUGAGAAUUUAUUCGAUGGCUCCAUAAUAUGAUUAAUGCUCUGUUGGCAUUGCCUUUGAAUGAAAGCGCAUGUGU
This is a messenger RNA of Abrus precatorius (Indian licorice), 863 nucleotides long. RefSeq names its product histone H2A.6-like. Lineage: Eukaryota; Viridiplantae; Streptophyta; Magnoliopsida; Fabales; Fabaceae. The transcript has 2 exons. Gene Ontology annotation, molecular function: structural constituent of chromatin; protein heterodimerization activity; DNA binding. Bases 90 to 497 code for a protein of 135 amino acids. The record is from RefSeq and is a predicted model, not a curated record. Gene Ontology annotation, cellular component: nucleosome.